Molecule: messenger RNA, 243 nt
Organism: Brenthis ino (lesser marbled fritillary)
Lineage: Eukaryota; Metazoa; Arthropoda; Insecta; Lepidoptera; Nymphalidae
Source: the annotation of a GenBank genome assembly
AUGCAACUGCUGCGCGCGCACUCAUUCACCAUGGGGGGUGAGGGGGCACACGCAGGUUGCAGAGGGCAGGGGGGAAGGGGGAAGGGGGGAGAGUUGAAGGGAACAUCAAAGCGGGCUCCGGCUCGGAUCUCGUCGGGUGUGUUGCGGCCUGCACGACGGCCGAUGCUCGGUCACGACGGCAGAUCACGACGAUAUACCACUGGUGGCCCAGAGUGGCCUACCAUUACCACUGCCACCAUGCCG